Cariama cristata (Red-legged seriema) is the source of this 743-nucleotide messenger RNA. RefSeq names its product interferon gamma receptor 1-like. Gene Ontology annotation, molecular function: protein binding. NCBI's taxonomy places the organism in Eukaryota, Metazoa, Chordata, Aves, Cariamiformes, Cariamidae. The annotation marks the transcript as partial. The transcript has 5 exons. The record is from RefSeq and is a predicted model, not a curated record.
UGCCUUCACCAACGCAGGCUGUAGUAACAUCCAAAAAUUUCAAAACUGUCUUGCAUUGGCAGUACCCACCUAUGUCUGAAACUCCUCGUUUUGUUGUGGAAAUCAAACCUUACAAUUUAGGUUACUAUAAGAUCGUCUCAGCUUGUGUGAACAUUUCAGCUCAUUUUUGUGAUCUCUCAAGCGAAAUAUAUGAGCCUUUUGCCUCUCACUGGCUUCGGGUUAAAGCUGUUGUUGGGUCACAACAGUCAGAAUAUGUUGAAACAAAUGAGUUUAUUUUGCAAAAGCAUGGAAAAAUAGGACCACCAAAACUGAAUCUCUCGAGGCAUGGCGAUAAAAUCAUUGUUGAUAUUUACCAUCCUGCAUUCCCAUCUGUGGAAAACCUUCCUUGGAUCAGAAACAUUUAUUCAGAGCUCAUGUACUCGGUGACUUUUUGGGAUAGGAAAAAUCAGAGUAAAGAUGAGUUCCCUGAAGACAACUGUACGAUGUAUAAAUGUAGCCUCAACAUCCCAAUCCCUGCUGAAGGUUCCACUUACUGUGUUUCAGCGAAGGGAAGUUUAUAUGGCGAGCUGAUGGUUGGCGCCCCAUCAGAAGAAAGCUGCAUUCACAUUCCCCUCAAGCAGGCAUUGAGCACACAAUAUAUCGUCAUUCUGUGUGUGGUUAUUCUGAGCCUGAGUCUAGUGUUUACAGUAUGUUGUGGCUGCAAGAAACUAAGGAAGAAGAACAUAAAGCUGCCUAAGUCUUUG